AAUGAAUACAACAAAACAGCAACACUCGUAUUAAUAAAUACAUUAUUUUGCGGAAAUAUGCCACGACAAUGGAUGUUUAUAUGUGCUCAACUUGCCGUACUUGCUUCAGCUCUUGUUGACUACGUCUGUGCAGCCGAGAACCAGUAUGGAACUAUAUCAAUGGUAGGACCCGCCUUUGUGAACAGGGAGGUAACACUGAAAGCGACACCGCUCUACCCUUGGAGAUGUCAGGUAGAAUGGAGGUACAUAAUGGAAGGUGGUACACAAUUACAAACAAUGCAUGGGCAAAAUGCUACAACAUAUUCGGAGGAUGGGUCAUUCUUUUUAAAAUGGAGGGCUUCAAUUGAGUACAACAAAUCUGAAUUCUACGCCGGAUGUUCAACAAACGAAAUGAUUAGAACACGCUUUGUAUCUUUACAUCUGAAAGAUAUUGUUGGAACAUGUGGAGCUCUCGUGAUUCUAAGCCCGGUUGUUCGCGGCACCGGCGUUGAACUUGGAUAUUUUCCGUCUGACUAUUCCAUACAGCACCAAACAAACACGGGACGAACAUGGAAAAACAGCGUCACGGACAUAGAGCCACGAGCAGGGUCUUACGAAGAGAAAAAAGUUUCUGAUUAUUUAUACAUAUUGACUAUAUUUAGCUUUGGAGAAAAAGAUGAAGGAACGUAUAUUAUAAAGUGCAACUCAGAUAGCUACUCGAAUUCUGUGCAGCUUCAUACACCAGAGCGACCGAGUUACCCAGUAAUUGAUGGUCCAACUUCCACUGACUUUAACACAACCGAAUGUAUUUAUGUUUAUGUUGGCUCCGAUAUUUAUUGCAAAACAAACAAUGGAACAGAACCAGUACAAGUAGUACUUUUACUGGGUAAUGAUUCAUUUGUUCUUGCCGAAGGCGAACGGAAGAAAGGAUUGUACCGAUUUCUUAACGUUCAUCAACAUAUGGAUGGACUGUCAAGACGGAAUGUGACAUGCCAGGUUUCUAAUGUAGCCCUUGAAACACCCUACGAAGUGCGCGGCAUUCUCUGUAACGUGGAGAAAGGUAACCCGCCUAUCCUAACAGUUCCUGAAUUCCUUGAUGGAGAAAAUUCGACAACAAUAUGUGAAGUGCGCAAUGCUAUCCCCGCUCCGGAAAUGUAAAUACACGUUGACACAGUAUUACUGGCUGAUGCUCAACACACCGAUUCAUUUAAUGGAUCAUCUCAUACGUUCACAAGUUCAGCAAAGGUGACAAAGGUUAACAAAACCUGGAAUGUAAAAGAAAUGUGCUGCACCAGGAAAAUAAUUUAUGAUAUUGGUAUUAAAGAUGUGUCAGUCUGCAAACACAUUAAUAUGAAAUGUGACCCGACUAUGAAUUUGAACACGACAUCACCUGUUAAUUUAUAUCCGGAUAUUACAGUGACCGUCAAAUGCUAUGUUGAUGACAGCGAUGCUAAAGGACGAUGGACGCUUUCGUGGAAAGAUGAGAAUAGCACUGUUAUGAAGACUUGUAACAAAACAGAUGAAUGCCUCUUAACACUUUAUUAUGCGAGAGAUGGCGAAAAUACAUACACUUGCAACGCUUGGAAAACAAACAAGCUUUUGAAAAAUUCCUUGACCGUUAUAAGCGCAAGAACAGAUGGGAGUCAAUCCUACGAAACUGACAUUCAUACAUUCCGAUUUCCUGUCAUCAAUGUACUUAUCGUAGCAGGUGUUAUAGGUGGACUCUGCAUCCUGUUUGUUAUUGGAAGAUGGAUAUAUCUGAAACGGCGGAGGGUCAAAACAACUGACACAGUAGAAAUUGUUGAAAAUCACAGUGACACCUCAUCGGACAAUGGAGUGCUACAUAUAGCAACAGAAGGAGUCCAGUAUGCUGUCGUGCAUAGGCAGGCGGCCACACAGAGGAUUGAAACGCAGAACCCACAGGAUGAAGAAUGCCUCAAAUACGCUGAAUUGGACGUUAAGUUCCUACAGGCAGCCAACGCCAGAGUUCCGUCAUGGAAAAAGAAUACGCCGACGGAGUAUGCUGAAAUUGAGUUCUUUUCGACACAGGGACCUGCUGUCGAACAACCUGGGUACCAUUAUGCAUCAGUGUAAAUGGAGAUCAAAGACCAAAACAUAUAACCAAAACAUUCGGCCUUAUUGUAUGUUUUGGAUAUUGUAUUUCAUAUGUUUCAUCUUUUACAAAAUCAAUUGUACCAAUAUUGUAAAGUUUUGUUAAAUUGUUAAAGUCAUAAUUCAAUGUUUUUGUAAUUAUACAUUUAUUCUAUAUGGUACGCACCGUAAUCAUACCACUUCUUAUAAAAAUGUUUUGCUACAUAGUAUUUUUUUAUGUAUGGUGUCUAGACUGAAAACUAUUUUUUAGAAAACGCAUAUUAUUGGAUUCUCAAUUGCUUUAGCAACAUGUUGUAUGAUUUCAUUCAUCCCAAGUGGUCUCUUUUACAUGUAAUUUUCUUAUGUUCUAUAAUUCAGAUUUAAUUCUGAACAAUGAGAAUAUUUUUGUGUAAAUGUGUAAGUGUACAUCUACGCGUAUACACAUACUCGAGUAAAACUUGCAGUACAACAAGUACGCGUAUUUUCACGUUUUGUCUCACUGAUAUUGAUAUAAUAUAAUAUUCCUCGUGCUACCUUAUAUGCCGUUACAAACUUCAUGCAAUGUACAUACAACAGGAUGAAAUUGUGCACAUAAAGUAGCCGACACGGUCAUGUACAUCUUCAUUUAGUGCUUCACAACCUUUGUAAAGAUGUAUAAUACGGUGACUUAAAGGGCCGGGUGAUAUUGUUAAUACAUUCGAGUCAAAGCUAUGAUAUGUAACAUAAUAAAUGCUUAAUGCACAUAAUACUUCAAUAUACAAUGAUAUCGAAUUUAUGCUAAUAAAUGUAUACUUCUCCAAUAGAUUGUACUAGAUGGUAACGGACUACGCAGUCUGCACUUCGAUAUAACGAAGGGACUUAUAUCGUACUAUUAUUUUGCAAUGUUUGGACAAGUUGAGUAUGUUGAGAUCUCGUUAUCUUGAGUACACCCAUUCCUAAGUUACCCUUUUCGCUCUAUGUUUUGAUGAUGAAAC
Messenger RNA from Mya arenaria, 3044 nucleotides. RefSeq lists its product as uncharacterized. Bases 1261 to 2073 code for a protein of 270 amino acids. Lineage: Eukaryota; Metazoa; Mollusca; Bivalvia; Myida; Myidae. The transcript is spliced from 11 exons. The record is from RefSeq and is a predicted model, not a curated record.